AUGCGUUUGCUUCCCUCCAAUAUUGCGAUAUCCGGAUAUGGGGGUUGGGCUUGGGGGGAACAAGGGCGGAGGGGUCUCAGACUCAGUGGAGGGCUUUGGGGCUUAGGGCUAGAGUUUCGUUUGUGUGAAGUUCACACUUCGAGUCUUCGACUUCACUGUUCCUCUGUGGCUUUGCACCGCAGCUCUCCAUCGGACCACCGACCAUCUCCUUCUCCAUUCUCCACUUCUCACUUCGCGAACGGCGAAUCCCCUCUUCGGCUCUCCAGCCUCUCCUGGUUUCGCGAGUCCCUCCCCGGCUCUUCCCUCACGUGGGCGUGGCGACGACUCUUCAGUCUUCACUCAGUGACUCAGCCACUCAGGUCUGAGAAGUUCGUAUUCAUUACAUAUUGGGGUAGAGCAUUAGCAGGCAUGAGGAGGUUGUUCUAUUGUACUAUGGAUAGGUCAUGGGGAUUGGUACUGGUGGUUAGUGGUGCCUGUGUGAGACACAAUAUGUUUCUGUGUGAUGUUAGUCCUGUGUGGACCAAUCCUAUAUAGACCAUGUUUCUGUGUGACGUUAGUCCUGUGUGGACCAUGGAUUCUGUGAAGAUGUUAGUCUCGUGUGGACCAUGUAUUUCUAAGAAGAUGUUAGUCUUGUGUGGACCAGUCCUGUGUAGACCAUGUUUCUGUGUGAUGUUAGUCUUGUGUGGACCAUGGAUUCUGUGAUGAUGUCAGUUUUGUGUGGACUAGUCCUUUGCGGACCGUGUAUUUUGUAUAAAUGAGAGUGUUGUGUGGA
Molecule: messenger RNA, 772 nt
Organism: Malania oleifera
Lineage: Eukaryota; Viridiplantae; Streptophyta; Magnoliopsida; Santalales; Ximeniaceae
Exons: 3
Coding region: 1-534 (177 amino acids)
Source: RefSeq, a predicted model, not a curated record